This is a messenger RNA of Thecamonas trahens ATCC 50062, 1254 nucleotides long. RefSeq lists its product as uncharacterized. Gene Ontology annotation, molecular function: alpha-(1->6)-fucosyltransferase activity. Bases 1 to 1140 code for a protein of 379 amino acids. The record is from RefSeq and is a predicted model, not a curated record. The transcript has 2 exons. Lineage: Eukaryota; Apusomonadida; Apusomonadidae. Gene Ontology annotation, biological process: protein N-linked glycosylation.
AUGGCCGGCCGGCUGCGCGCUGUGAUCUCCGACGCGCACUGCCCUAUUGAUCUGUUCCAGGCCACGGCUCACUAUCCGGCACAGCUUGUACCGGCGACGGAGUUCCUUGUGCUACCGGACAAGGGAGCGAGCAGGCCCGCCCUCACCGUCGCGUACUCGGCGUCAUCGGGCUUGGUCUCGGACAUCCGUGGGUACAUCAACGGCUUGAUGGAGAGCGCUGCGCGUGGAUUGCCUUUGGCGGAAUCGCGCAAUGGCUGGAUCUGGACGCCCGAGUGCGAGCUUGGCCUGGGGUGUGUGUUUGCGGGUACCGGGCCAAUGCCCGAUGGCCCGCACGGCCCGCUCCUCGCCGACACCUGCAUAUCGAACCAGUUUGUCACAGUGUUCAGCAACAUGCUUGUGGCGCAGAGUCUGCCUCGCAUACUGCAUGGGCUCGAGCUGAAUGUCAGUGACGAGCCUUCGUCCUCGCACUGGCUGCUGUACCUGCGUAGCAUGAUGAUGUUCUGGAUUUGGCGGCCGGAUGGCCACAUCACAGACGCCGUCGAUGCCUUUCUUGCCGAGAGCGGUGUCGGCGACUCAUUUAUUGGCGUCCACAUCCGUCACGGCGACGCGUGCAACGACGACGAUGCCGCCUCUGAAGUGCGCUUUGACUCGCGCGUCUGCCUUGCUGUCGACAUGUACCUCGACCGCGUCCACAAGCUUGUGGGUCGCUACCCUAGCGGCACCUUCUCGGGCAUUGUCAUUGUUUCGGACACUUUUGAGCUGAGAAAAAUGCCAGAGGCCGCGCUGGAAGCGCACAGCCUCUCGCGGACAGGACGUCUGCCUGUUGCUCAGCUUCCAGCCUCGUUUGAGCUCUAUGCAUCGGCAACAUUCAUCGAGGAGCGGGCCAAGAACAACCUGGAUACCGCCACAAUCCGGACCAUAGUCCAUGAGGCAGUGAUGGCAGUCGAGGUUCUGAGUCGGGCGAGCGCCUUUGUGGGCACCCUCUCGUCGGCCAUCUCGAGAUCGUCGUUCGAAAUGAUGGUCGCCCGGCGAGCCGGCCGCGUGCCGCCGUUCAUCUCGCUUGACCUCCCCUACUGUGACUUUUUCGUCUCUCCCGAGGAUUAUGACCUUGAUGAUCGCGAUCCGCAGCUCUGUUGGUGAUUGGCUGGUCAGUCUGCACAGUGUAUGACCAGACAGCUUGCUCCAUGCGCUUGUGGCUGCCUGUGUGUAUGAUGUACGCUACAGAAGGGGGGGGGAACUGUAAUAGAGAGCUCG